Engraulis encrasicolus (European anchovy) is the source of this 932-nucleotide messenger RNA. RefSeq names its product survival of motor neuron 1, telomeric (gene smn1). The coding region runs from base 49 to 732 and encodes 227 amino acids. The record is from RefSeq and is a predicted model, not a curated record. Lineage: Eukaryota; Metazoa; Chordata; Actinopteri; Clupeiformes; Engraulidae. Gene Ontology annotation, molecular function: RNA binding. Gene Ontology annotation, biological process: mRNA processing. The transcript is spliced from 7 exons. Gene Ontology annotation, cellular component: cytoplasm; nucleus.
UAUCAACUCGGCUGCUUAAAGCACACGUCUAUUUUACCGAGUGCCGAAAUGGAAAAUGAUCGCGAUGAAGUGCUUUUCUCGCGAGGAGCAGCCCAAAGCGACGACUCUGACAUCUGGGACGACACUGCUCUAAUAAAGGCUUAUGAUAAAGCAGUGGCUUCAUUUAAGCAUGCACUCAAAGGAGAGGAGAAUCCUGAAGGCAAACAACCUGGAAAGAAGCGAAAGAACACCACAAAGAACAGUAGCAGGAAAAAGAGCAAUGCAUUCUCAAGUAGAGAGUGGAAAGUUGGAGACACUUGCUGUGCCCUGUGGACAGAGGAUGGAAACUGGUAUCCAGCCACAAUCAAGUCUAUCGAUCAGUCAAGUGGGACCUGUGUAGUCGUCUACCAGAACUAUGGCAACAAAGAAGAGCACAAUUUGAAGGACCUCCGACCUACAGGCGAUGAAAAGGGUGCAAAAUCAGAAAGAAGUGAAGGCAAGAAAUCUACUGACCGCAGAUCACAGGUGCAUGGUUGUGCGCCACCAUUCAUUCCACCUGCUCCUCUCCCGAUGUUUCCUCCACCACCACCCAUGAUCGCUGACAUUAUCGAAGAGAAUGAAGCCCUUGGUGCCAUGCUGAUUUCGUGGUAUAUGAGUGGCUACCACACAGGAUACUACCUGGGUCUUAAACAGGGGCGCAGAGCACAGGAGCAGGAGUCCAGUGGCACAAGACAGUCUUCUGACAGUUCAUGAAAUGAACAUUUCAGUUGUGUAACAGACUACUCCUUUGUUAAGUGAAGUGUGUGCGUGUAUGUUCGAGUGUAUGUGCGGAAGUGAAUGUAUGUUCGGUUACAUGUGUGGGACUGUCAACUUGGUGCCUUUUUUAUUCAACCUUGUUCCAAUGGUCUGAUGUUUAUGCUUUUCAAACUAUUAAAGUUACCUUUUUUUGUAAA